Molecule: messenger RNA, 1682 nt
Organism: Linum tenue
Lineage: Eukaryota; Viridiplantae; Streptophyta; Magnoliopsida; Malpighiales; Linaceae
Source: the annotation of a GenBank genome assembly
UCCCCUAAUUACGGUGGUAGGGGGGGAAAAAAACAGAAAUCUAGGUUAAUUUUGACCCCGUCACCUCCCCUCUAUUUAAACAACCGAACCAACUGAGUUUCUUUUCCACACCAACUCUUCGUCUCUUCCUUUACUUCGUCUUCUCUCACUCUCCGGUCUUCCCUCCAGUUCUCCGGUCAGCCAUGGCUUCCCUCAACGAUCUCGUCAACCUCAAUCUCUCCGAUACCACCGAGAAGAUCAUCGCCGAGUACAUCUGGGUUGGUGGAUCUGGUAUGGACCUGAGGAGCAAAGCCAGGACUCUGCCCAAGCCAGUGACCAAACCGUCUGAGCUACCAAAGUGGAACUACGACGGCAGCUCCACCAACCAAGCUCCCGGCGAUGACAGCGAAGUCAUCCUCUAUCCACAAGCGAUCUUCAAGGAUCCCUUCAGAAAGGGAAACAACAUCCUGGUCAUGUGCGAUACUUAUACCCCGGCCGGCGAGCCAAUCCCAACAAACAAGAGGGCCGCUGCUGCCAAGAUCUUCAGCCACCCCGACGUUGAAGCCGAGGUCCCAUGGUACGGGAUCGAGCAGGAGUACACCCUUCUGACCAGGAGCAACUGGCCUCUUGGCUGGCCGGCCGGCGGGUUCCCUGGACCCCAGAAAGUCCAUACUCUAAAUUUUCGACUUGUUUUUCCGUGUAAUAGGGACCUUACUACUGUGGAAUUGGAGCUGACAAGGCAUUCGGAAGGGACAUCGUUGACUCUCACUACAAGGCCUGCUUGUACGCCGGGAAUCAACAUCAGUGGGAUCAACGGCGAGGUCAUGCCCGGGCAGUGGGAGUUCCAGGUUGGACCUUCUGUUGGCAUUUCUGCUGGUGAUGAGGUGUGGGUCGCUCGUUACAUCCUCGAGAGGAUUACUGAAGUCGCUGGAGUAGUUGUCAGCUUUGACCCUAACCAUUCCUGUAGUGUCCUCGGUGACUGGAACGGUGCUGGUGCUCACACUAACUACAGCACCAAGUCGAUGAGGGAAGACGGUGGGAUUGAUGUGAUCAAGGCAGCGAUCAAGAAGUUGGAAGCCCGCCACAGCGAGCACAUCGCUGCUUAUGGCGAGGGUAACGAGAGACGAUUGACUGGCCACCAUGAGACCGCCAACAUCAACAAAUUCACCUGGGGUGUGGCUAACAGGGGAGCCUCCGUUCGUAUUGGUCGCGACACCGAGAAGGAUGGAAAGGGUUACUUCGAGGACAGAAGGCCGGCCUCCAACAUGAUCCCUACGUCGUCACAUCCAUGAUCGCCGAGACCACCAUUCUGUUGGACCUUUGAAAAGAACACUGAUGAACUUAAGGAGAAGAGGAAGAGCAGAAAGGGCAUGUUUUUACAUUUGGUAUAUUUGUUUCUAAAAUUGACGAAUGAAAAACAAACUGCUCUCUGCUACUGAUAUUUGCUCCUUUGCAUGCGCUUUCCUCUAUGUUGUACGAUGAUUGUCUCUAUGGUUUGGUUGAUCAUUUUUCUGAUUUCGAGUCGGGUCGGGUGGUCAGCUUUAGUAUCCUGGUUUGGUUUUCGUCAGCUGAUUGUUUUCGAGUUGUUCUGUUCUGCUUUUCAGCAAGCAACCUUUGUCUAUUUCUCCAAUAAUAAGAAUCAGCUUGUUUUCUUUCCUAAACACCUCAUUGUCGACGUCAUAUUAUUCGUGAAAUGAGAUCAA